Messenger RNA from Prorocentrum cordatum, 1999 nucleotides. The record is from the annotation of a GenBank genome assembly. NCBI's taxonomy places the organism in Eukaryota, Dinophyceae, Prorocentrales, Prorocentraceae.
GUCGGGUAUGUGCCUCGACAGGUCCGUAGCCAUUUUGACUCAAGCCUGCCUUGGGCGCUAGGCGGGCGGUGCGCGCCGUGCCUCUCCCUGUAGAGUCCAGUCACCUCGGCUGGCGCGGAGAGCGGCUCGGUCUCCUUCCCCCGCGCGCGCGCGUCCCGAGGCAAUGGCUACGGUCGCUUCCCUGGGUGGGGACAAGCCUGCGGGUGCAAGGCUUGGCGCUGUCGCGGAGCUCGUCCGCGCCGCCGUGCGAGGUGCAGCCGAGGGAGGUGCGCCUCGGCAGGGCCUGGCGGCUGUGGCGGCGGCGGCGGUCCGCUCGGCCAUGGGAGAUCCCGCAGUGGUGCGUUCGAGCCCGUCGUCGCUGAGCACGUUCGGGCUGCGAGCGAGGCGCGGCCCCCGCGCGUGGCGGGAGGUCGACGCGCCUGGCGGAACAUCGCGGAGCACAAGUUCCACGACGAGAUGGGCAAGCCCUUCAGGGUCGAGGAUCGGUUCGAGAAGUCAGACGCGCAGGGCAAGUGCCUCCAGCGCGGCCGGCGGCUGCUGGCCGAGGUACGGGGCAAGGCCGGGAUGCGAUCCGUGUCGGGGGUGCUGACGCCGAGGUUCGAGGACAAUGGCGCGGACGAAGCGUGUGCUUGCUUGGACGAGGCGCUCACGGAGGCGACCACCUCCAGCGGGAAGUCCGAGUGGCUGGAGCAGCUCGGCGUCGCGGGCUCGGGAUCGGCGGCGGCGGACUCGGACGGCAUGGUGCGCCGUGUCCAGGAGCUCAUGGCGGAGCGCCAGCAGCUCCUGGCAGAACGAGACGGGCUCGUGGACGAGCUCAUGAGCACCAAGGCCCUUGCCUGGGAGCUCACGCGCAAGGCGGAGGCCGCCUCGCCUUUCUGGGCCGACCUCGCCUGUGGGGAGGAUGAGGGGCUUGGAGGUGCGGCCAGUUUCGAUUUCGAGGGCGUCUUCGUUGGGGCCGAUGCGGCGCGGAAGGAGUCCCUGCCAGAGGUCCCGCCUUUCCCGCUGCUGCAGGAUGGCGUGGGCGAGCAACUGGUGGGGCAGCCCGUCGGCAUGGAGGCGUCGUACAAGGAGAAGUUCGCGGGGUCAGCCUUGUCGAACAACUGUUCCCACGAGGAGGCGUCCGAGUGCCAGGCCGCCCGCAUCGGGGGCAGCAAGCCGACAGCGCUGGAGCCGAGGGCGUGUGGCGCCGAGGCGCUGGUGGAGGCGCCCGAGGGGGCCUCGAAGGGAGCGCGUUGGGCUGAUGACCUCGAUGAGAUCACCCAGCAGGUGGUGCCCGAGGUUUCGGCGGCGGCGGAGGCCCCGACGGAGGCCCAGCAACUCAUUCUCGGCGCCGCUAGGCUGGCGAGGGAGGCCCUCCAGCGCGGCGACAUCGCCGAGGGCCUUCGGCUGCUGGAGGCGGCCCAGGCGAAGUGCCUGGAGAACUAGCCAGGUAGGGUGGCGCCUAGAUCAUGUGUAGUAUAUGUUUCUUGCACAGUGCUUGCUUGAUUCAGGUGUUGCUGGUGAUGAGAUCGUGUGUCGUAUCUGUUCCUUUCAGUGCUACACCUGAUUUGGUUUUCUUGUGUAGUAUAUGGUCUGAUCAGUGCUGCACUUUAUGGAUGGUCUUGUGUAGUGUAUGCCAGAGGCUUCGCCUCUCUGUCUGUGCUGCACUUGUUUGGGGGGGGUCCAAGGCGGCCUCCUCGGGAGGGUAGGCCAAUCCGUGGCCCCUCGGUUUUUGUUUUUUCCUGCCUUUAAGGCCCCGGCAAUACAGCACAAUACAAUACAAUGUGCCUCUGCAGGGUGAAUAUUCAAAAAUAGUAAAAAGUAGUCCAGGGACGAUGGUUUGACCAUGUUAGCGUAUUUGUUUGAAUUUUCUUGAUUUGUUUUUACCUUUUUCCUGCCAAAAUCCCCCUGUAUGGGGGGCGGGCCCGACCGAAGGGCAGUCGGUCCUUUCCGAGCAGGGCGACCUUUGCAUGCCUUGCUCGGCUCGCCGCACGGAUUGGCGAGUGAGCUUCGAAGGAAG